Lachancea dasiensis is the source of this 2178-nucleotide messenger RNA. The record is from the annotation of a GenBank genome assembly. Lineage: Eukaryota; Fungi; Ascomycota; Saccharomycetes; Saccharomycetales; Saccharomycetaceae.
AUGACAAGAAGCAGAGCCGGCUCUUUAGUCCAAAGCAUUGCUGUGAAGCCGCCUUCAAAUCUGAAUUCAGUCCCAUCUCUAUACGAUGAUGCAGAUUUACUUCGCAAGCUCAAAGAAGUUUACCCACAAGAUGAACAAGGUGAAGAGAGCGCGAAGGAAGUGAAUGUGGAGCAAAAGGAUAGAAAUUAUGAAAAAUAUGAAAAGUUCCUUCAAGACCUGGAGGGGAGAAGCUCUGACUACCGUCGGGUAAUAGACGAUACUCAGAUGGUGAAUGUCCAAUUGAACUACAUCAUAGAUAAAUUUUGCGACAUAACUACGGAGACUCAACAAUUCACAUCUUCCACCGGUCAGCUUUUCAAGGACCUUGAGCAUCUCAAAACACUCCACAUAUCAUUGAACGAGUAUUUGAGCUACUUCGAGUCCCUUGAAUUGGUAACACGCGAGCUUCACCAUAUAUCUUCCUCUAGCGUUGUGAAAAAGGAUUCUUUCCGGAUGAGGCUAGGCAAAGUUAACUCAUCUCUUCAAUUUCUAGGCGAGCAUGGCGAUUUCAAAGAUGCUGAAACCUACCGUAUCAAGUUUAAACAAUGCUUGAUACGCUGCUGUAAUCUGAUGGCCAAUUACCUGACCAAUUCGAUUAAGGCUCUUUGCGCAGAAGUUUCCAAGUCCCUUGAGACUACCACGCAGUCCGCAACUCGAGAGGCACUCUUAUACAGCAAGUUUCAGGCUCGAGCAUCUGAUUUUUUUCCUGUCGCAGAGCAGCUCUCUUACCACUGUUCGAAUAAUGCAAGGUACAGGGAUGAUAUAAAAUCUAUUCUCCAAACUUGUUACGAAGAGUACUUCCAAGUAAGAACAAGACUUUUACACAAAACUAUCGUGAGCCAGUUAAAUAAUGACGCCGACAAUGAAAGUUUUUCGCUGGUGAAACAUGUUCAGGACAACCUGUUAUUUUUCACUCAGCUUUGUGAAAACGAAUACAAGCUCGUUAUUCAAUUCUUCCCUGAGGUGGAGGGUAGAAACGAGUUCAACAGGUGGCUUUUCCGGUUAUGCGAGCCUCUCCAUGACAGUGUUAGGGAGAAAGUUUUGAAGGAAAACGAGGUUGCAGUCCUAUGUGAUUCGGUAACACUGCUCAACAAAUUCUAUGAGUUUGAGGAAAACUCAAAGGAGUACCAGGCUCAAUAUAAGUCAGUUCAACUGGAUAAAAUACUUGAGCCACUGCUGCAAGAUAUUCAGUAUAGAUUGAUUUUCAGAGCUCAAAUUUAUGUCGAAUCACACAUUGUAAACUUCAAGCCAAGUAAGGACGCUUUCAUGAUCAACCACCGGAAAGCACAUAGUAGCAAGCAUGAAGAUAACAAUGACAUUGUCAGCUCUUUCCUAGAUACUAUUUCGGACUUUGAAGGUGAAGUGGAGGAAAUUCGAAGUUGCUAUCCACCAGUUUUAAGAGCUGUGGCCCUGCUUUCUAGAAUCUAUCAAAUGGUUCAUUCGUCUAUUUUUGACAAUCUCGCCCAUCAUAUCGUGCACGACUGCAUUGAAUCACUGAGGGCCGCUUUUCGACUCGUGGAACAAUCAGAGAAUGCCCUGGAGCCAAGGUUGGCCUAUUUGAAGAACUUACUCAUGCUUCGCAAGCAAGUUCAAAAUUUCGAAAUUCAAUAUGUUUGCAACGAAAAGUACGUAGAUUUUUCGGGGCUUACAGAAUUCUUGAGAUCUCUAGCGCGGGGCGGUCUACGACAAGACUCUGGAAACUCUGUGCUUGAUUUAGCGUUGGAACGUCGACCUCGCGUGGUGAACGAUAUGGUAGAUGCACGCUCCGAGCUUACAUUGGAGUUGCGUAACGGCAUUAAGAUAUUGACAGACACAGCAGCACGUGAAAUAAUUGGAAACUGUCUUGAUGGACACGAAAACCUUUUGAGCAACAACGUAAAAUUAAAGGACAACAUAGAGACUUUACUUCCACGCAUACAUGAAAGACUGUGUAAUUUCAUUCAGAAUGUCGAAGUAAGAGCACACUUAAUCGAUGCCAUUCAGGAGUUGGUCAUUCGAUCUUAUGCCAAGUUUUACGACACAAUUGCUGAAGACGCUGAAAACGGUCGCAUCGACAAAGCUGAGGUUUCCGAACUAAUUUAUGUUGAUGUUUUGGCAGAUUAUAUCAAUAAUGUGGCUAGUGCGCUAAAUCAGAUUUGA